Drosophila grimshawi is the source of this 2027-nucleotide messenger RNA. RefSeq names its product histidine--tRNA ligase. Gene Ontology annotation, molecular function: histidine-tRNA ligase activity; ATP binding. The transcript has 6 exons. The record is from RefSeq and is a predicted model, not a curated record. The coding region runs from base 86 to 1759 and encodes 557 amino acids. Lineage: Eukaryota; Metazoa; Arthropoda; Insecta; Diptera; Drosophilidae. Gene Ontology annotation, biological process: mitochondrial translation; histidyl-tRNA aminoacylation. Gene Ontology annotation, cellular component: cytoplasm; mitochondrion.
AAGUUGACAAAAAGUUUGCGAUUUUACCAAUUAAACACAUUUUUUUUUUAGUGCUACUGUUGUUUGAUAUUGCAGCAUUUGGAAUAUGAGUGAUACUAGGGAUCAAAUUUUGGAACAGAUUAAAUUGCAAGGCGAUCUCGUACGUCAGCUGAAAGCAUCGAAGGAAUCCAAAGAGAAGGUGGCGCCAUCUAGCGCGGGACGCGCGAUGUCAACAACAAAAGUUGGUCAACAAUUGAAAGCACAACAACAAGAACAAUUACAAGAUCAACAACAUCAAGAAAUACAUAAGAUCGAUGAGGAGGUGUCGCGCCUACUGGCUCUGAAGGCCACACUCGGCGGCGAUGCCACGCCUGCCAACCAAAAGUUCACCUUGAAAACUCCGAAAGGUACGCGGGACUACGCGCCCCAGCAGAUGACGCUACGACAGGGUGUCCUGGAUAAGAUUGUUCAGGUGUUCAAGCGGCAUGGCGGCGAGGCCAUCGAUACGCCCGUCUUUGAGCUAAAGGAGGUGCUAACGGGCAAAUACGGCGAGGACUCGAAGCUCAUUUACGAUCUGAAGGAUCAGGGUGGUGAGAUCUUAUCAAUGCGCUACGAUCUGACCGUUCCACUGGCUCGCUAUCUGGCCAUGAACAAGAUAUCCAGCAUUAAGCGCUAUCACAUCGCCAAGGUCUAUCGGCGCGAUAAUCCAGCGAUGACACGCGGUCGCUAUCGCGAGUUCUAUCAGUGUGAUUUCGAUAUUGCCGGCACCUAUGAUCCGAUGCUGGCGGAUGCCGAGUGCGUUAAGAUUGUUGCCGAAAUACUGAAUACUCUGGACAUUGGUGACUAUGUGAUUAAGCUCAAUCAUCGCCAGCUACUCGACGGCAUGUUUGAGGCAUGCGGCGUGCCAGCAAACUGCUUCCGAGCCAUCUGCUCUGCGGUCGACAAAUUGGAUAAGUCACCCUGGGAGGAUGUGCGGAAGGAGAUGGUGGAGGAGAAGGGUCUAGAUGGCGCUACGGCCGACAAAAUCGGGGAAUAUGUGCGUCUCAGUGGAGGAGCCGACCUUGUUGAGCAGCUGCUGGCCGAUCCUAAAUUGAAAGCGGUUCCCAAUGCAGUCAAGGGACUCGAGGGCAUGCAGCUGCUGCUCAAAUACUGUGCACUCUUUGGACUUGAGCAGCGCAUCAGCUUCGAUUUGAGUCUGGCGCGCGGCCUCGACUACUAUACGGGUGUCAUCUACGAGGGUGUUCUCAAGGUGGAUCCAAGCCCUGCUGGCUCACCAGCUAAAUCGUCGCAGAAUGGCGAGCAAGCGAUGGAGCAGGGUGGCACCGUUGGCUCCGUGGCCGGUGGUGGUCGGUAUGAUAAUCUGGUUGGCAUGUUCGAUCCUCGGGGCAAGGCUGUGCCCUGUGUGGGCGUCUCAAUCGGCGUGGAACGCAUCUUCUCAGUGCUGGAGGCUAAAUUUGCCGCCAGCAAGGUGAAGCUGCGGACCAGCGAUGUUGAGGUGUAUGUCGCCUCCGCCCACAAGGGCUUACACGAGCAGCGACUGCGUGUGCUUAACCAGCUCUGGGAUGCGGGCAUCAAGGCGGAGCAUUCUUACAAGCUAAAUCCGAAGCUGUUGGCCCAGUUGCAGCACUGCGAGGAGCAUCAAAUACCCUUGGCCAUUGUACUGGGCGACUCCGAGCUGGCUCAGGGAAUCGUCAAGCUACGCGAGGUGACCACGCGGCAGGAGUCCAGUGUGCCGCUGGUCGAGCUGCCCGACGAGAUUCGUCGCAGGCUGCAGAAAUAGCUAAAUUAUCGAUCUAAUCGGCAAAUCCUCGCAACUUUCGAUAUUACAACUAUUCUAAGAUUUUUUUUGUUUUGUUUUUACAUCAUUUGUCAAUGCAUCAAAUGUUUUGUAUUUGCUCUCGUCUGCUGCGCCUUUCAGUGGAGGCAUCCAUGUGCUACUAUGUUAUACGAACUUACCACUUAUUUGUGAGAAUUAGUUAUAGCAAAUUUAUACCAAAACUGAAGAAUUCAAAUAAACUACAAAAGUAUUCGCAUUAAACAAAAACAAA